Penicillium angulare is the source of this 1785-nucleotide messenger RNA. RefSeq lists its product as uncharacterized. NCBI's taxonomy places the organism in Eukaryota, Fungi, Ascomycota, Eurotiomycetes, Eurotiales, Aspergillaceae. The coding region runs from base 1 to 1785 and encodes 594 amino acids. The record is from RefSeq and is a predicted model, not a curated record. The transcript is spliced from 6 exons.
AUGCCGCCGUCAGAUUUCUCAUCUCCGGAAGAAUCCACCAAAGAGGUCACCGGGGAAGAAGACUGUCUAUACUUGAAUGUAUGGACACCACAGAACGCAUCUUCUGAUCUGAGCGUCAUGCUUUGGAUCCACGGAGGAAAUUUGGCCUGGGGCUUCGCUUCGGAUCCUGGAAUAAACGGCACAUCGUUGGCAAUUGAUGAAAACAUCAUUGUUGUGACCAUAAACUACCGCUUGAGCAUAUUUGGCUUUUCCAAUGCCCCUGAAAUUCCACUCGAGAAUCAAAAUGCGGGAUUCCUUGACCAACGCCUUGCUCUUGAUUGGGUCCAGAAGAAUAUCCACAACUUCGGAGGAAAUGCCUCCAAGGUCACAGUCGCAGGCCAGUCAGCGGGGGCAUACUCGGUCCAGCAGCUUCUGGCAUCUCCCCCCAACCCCUUGCCAUAUAGAGCAGCAAUAGUAGAGUCAUUCGCACGCGGCCUUCCUGGGAAUGGAACGGAAGCCUAUCUCAACGUCUCCAAUCAAUUCAAUUGUACAAACCUGGCUUGCCUUCGUGACUUACCGUCCGAGGCUAUUCGAAAAUAUGCAUUUGAAGCCGGACUGGACUUUCCGCCAACAUAUGACAAAGGCACUUGCGUUCAAAAUCUCACUGCGCAGGUUGAUAGCGGAAAUUUCGCCCAGGUCCCCUUUGUGCUCGGAUCUACGAAAGAUGAAUUGAGUGAAAUGGUCUACUAUCUUUCGGCUGAGGAGACUGACCCGGUGAAUGCCACCUGGGAACGAGUGUCCGACAGACUGGUUAGCACGGGGUUACAGCACAAAUUUGACGCUUCCCAGUUGCGCAGUCAGCUGGGGCAUGAGCCUUCGACAUACGCCGAAGCGGUGAGGCUUGCAACGGAUAUUGUUUUCACGUGUCCAACAGGAGCAUUCGGCAACUAUACCGCAGAUAAAGGGUUUGAAAACUGGCGUUUUCGUUGGUCAGCUCCAAUCAGAGGUGACAGGAUUAUCGAUGAUCUUGGUGCGCUCCAUGGCUCCGAGGUACCGGCCGUGUUUGGCACAUACCCGCGUGAUGUUCCUCCGAAAACUGCUGCUCUCACCGGGUACGCGCAAAAGGUUUGGUCAAACUUUGUGAAGAACUUAGAGACCUUCCUCCAGUCUGACAAAAAGCUAACGCAGCGUAUCUUACACGCUGGCGUGCCGAGUCUGAACCUGCCAGCCUUUGUGUUUGGCCCUUACGGAGGCGCACAUUCGUUUGGCCAGAAUGGAACGGUGGUAUUUGCACUGGAGGAUAUCGGACUCUUGCGGGCUUUGCCAUUCAUUCGUGAUUUGGUGGAGGGAAGCCGCGAACGCACAAACAAGGUUCGACGUUUGGAAGUUCUUUGGCAGACUGAGUAUUCAAAGUUUAUUCUCACACCCCAUUCCGAAGUCGUGCUGAUGAAAAGUACAGUGUGCACUGGCGAGAAGCUACGCGAGCGUGUGGCCCGUAUUACACAACGAGAAAAGUGCCCGAGUUUGUCGAUCGUCAACCUUGACAUGGAAGCGGAGCCAUGUGUCAUGCGCACGACUGGUGGUGGCGAGGAUCCUUUGGGCGUUGAGUACGUGCAAUAUGACGACUCUGCAGCGCCUCAGAGGCAGGGGCCAGAUAACUCUGUCCAUAACACCGCAGUACCAUCUUACAAGCGCAAUGGUGGAAUUUUUGAGGACUCGACCAGAGGAAUCCCGCUGGUUUUGCUGGAAGACAAUAAUCACGCGCGGUGGGUUAGGUCCAAGAUUCUCGAUGGGUAUAAGCGGUGA